AUGGAUCUGAACAACGAAACUUUCCUUGUCACCUGCAACAAUGAUCAGGACUACCUAACGGCCCUCACGGGAGGUCCAUGGGUGAUCCUUGAUCACUACCUUCUAGUGCAUCCUUGGUCACCAAAUUUCCGUACGUCUGACAAGCCCCACAGAUCAGUGGUUGCCUGGGUCCAAUUUCCAGAACUUCCAGUUCACUUCUACCAUCGGGAGGUCCUGUUCGCGAUUGGUAACCUAAUUGGAAGAACGAUUAAACUUGAUUAUCACACAGAAACUCUACAAAGGGGGAAGUUUGCUCGUAUGGCAAUCGACCUGGACAUGACAAAGCCUCUUCCGACGAGGAUCCACCUCGACGGCAAGUGGCAAGGUGUUGUUUACGAAAAUCUCCCUCAUAUCUGUUACGGAUGUGGGAAAAUCGGCCAUGUUGAAGAUAGUUGUCCUGCAAGGGAGAAGUCCUCGGAGCUGGCUCUGGUUAUCGCCGCCGACGGUUCUGGCAAGUCUGUCGAAGGCAGCUCACCGCCGGAGGCUCCGGCCGGCUACGGCCCUUGGAUGCAGGUCACGCGGAGAUCUCGGAAAUCGACGAAAGCCAAAUCGGGUAACCCCCCAAUUAGCUCGCCUUCGUCUGGCGCGGAUUCUGGGAAAACGGCUCCAAAAUCGGGCACAAAGGGAAAGACAGAGUUAGAGAUGAAAGGGAAAAAGGAAAGUAAGGAAGUUCAGAGGAAGGAAACACAUACCUCACAAAAAGGGAAAGCCAUCAUGACUGAAGCUUCGGGCCCCAACGGUAAAAAGAAAGGAGUUGUCAUCCAGGAAUGGAGGGAAGUCGGAUCGUCAGAGGCUGGCUCUAGUAUGGGCCGCUCCAUGGAGGCCCAACCGGCGGACAUGGACCAAACCAAUAAGCCCACCUCGACCACUAUCUCGGCCAAAGCCCUCCAAGGCCCCAACAAUACUAAAAUCCAGAUUAUAUCGGUCCCUCCUCUCCUAAGCUCCUGCAAGGAAAAUCAAAACCCAAAUCUGAAUAGAAAACUUUCGACUCAACGAUCACAAAAGAAGAAUCCAGAGAAAAUGCUGAGUGCUAUCCAGAACAGGGGAAUUAGCCUCAAGUCUACGAAGAAACCUCUCCAAUUGAACUCGAUUGCCAGAGAUGUUCUCAAGAAAUCGAAAGAUGGUAGCUUCCCCAUCACCAUCAAGGACAUCGAAGAGCUCUUUGCUUCUUCCAACACCAAAGUCUCUGCUCCUCAGACUUUAGCUGCUGAAAAGAUGAAUGAGGUGGUUGUGGAGGAAGAUCAUCAAGGGAAUUCGCUGAAGUCCUCCGUUGAUGCCUUCAUAAACCAUGGAACUCCGGCUGCCAUUAGCCAAUCAAAUCCGACAGCUCUUAAUGGAAAUCCGGCUUGA
Messenger RNA from Linum trigynum, 1389 nucleotides. NCBI's taxonomy places the organism in Eukaryota, Viridiplantae, Streptophyta, Magnoliopsida, Malpighiales, Linaceae. The record is from the annotation of a GenBank genome assembly.